Callithrix jacchus (white-tufted-ear marmoset) is the source of this 4493-nucleotide messenger RNA. It is a transcript of the gene RHCG, whose product is annotated as Rh family C glycoprotein. Gene Ontology annotation, cellular component: apical plasma membrane; plasma membrane; basolateral plasma membrane. Gene Ontology annotation, biological process: ammonium transmembrane transport; ammonium homeostasis. The record is from RefSeq and is a predicted model, not a curated record. Gene Ontology annotation, molecular function: ammonium channel activity. Lineage: Eukaryota; Metazoa; Chordata; Mammalia; Primates; Cebidae.
CCGCAGCUCAGUGCCCUACGCGGCCGCUCCGCCCCCUGCCCAGGUCUCAAAAGCCCCGCCGGGCUCCGAGCACCCGCCCAGCCCCGCAUCCCUCAGCAUGGCCUGGAACACCAACCUCCGCUGGCGGCUGCCGCUCACCUGCCUGCUCCUGCAGGGGGCUAUGGUGGUUCUCUUCGGGGUGUUCGUGCGCUACGACUUCCAGGCCGACGCCCACUGGUGGACGGGGAGGGCGCACAGGAACCUCAGCGACCAGGAGAACGAAUUCUACUAUCGCUACCCGAGCUUCGAGGAUGUGCACGUGAUGGUGUUUGUGGGCUUCGGCUUCCUCAUGACCUUCCUGCAGCGCUACGGCUUCAGCGCCGUGGGCUUCAACUUCCUGCUGGCGGCCUUUGGCAUCCAGUGGGCGCUGCUCAUGCAGGGCUGGUUCCACUCCUUCCAAGACAACCACAUCCUCGUGGGCGUGGAAAACCUCAUCAAUGCUGACUUCUGUGUGGCCUCUGUCUGCGUGGCCUUCGGUGCAGUUCUAGGUAAAGUCAGCCCCAUUCAGCUGCUCAUCAUGACUUUCUUCCAAGUGACCCUCUUUGCUGUGAAUGAGUUCAUUCUGCUUAACCUGCUACAGGUGAAGGAUGCAGGGGGCUCCAUGACCAUCCACACAUUCGGCGCCUACUUUGGGCUCACAGUGACCCGGAUCCUCUACCGACACAACUUAGAGCAGAGCAAGGAGAGAGAGAGUUCUGUGUACCAGUCGGACCUCUUUGCCAUGAUUGGCACCCUCUUCCUGUGGAUGUACUGGCCCAGCUUCAACUCAGCCAUAUCCUACCACGGCGACAGCCAGCACCGAGCUGCCAUCAAUACCUACUGCUCCUUGGCAGCCUGUGUGCUUACCUCAGUGGCAACAUCCAGUGCCCUGCACAAGAAGGGCAAGCUGGACAUGGUGCACAUCCAGAAUGCCACACUUGCGGGAGGAGUGGCCGUGGGUACCGCUGCUGAGAUGAUGCUCAUGCCUUAUGGCGCCCUCAUCGUCGGCUUCCUCUGUGGCAUCUUCUCCACCCUGGGUUUCGUAUACCUGACCCCAUUCCUGGAGUCCCGGCUGCGGAUCCAGGACACAUGUGGCAUUAACAACCUGCACGGCAUUCCUGGCAUCAUAGGCGGCAUCGUGGGUGCCGUGACGGCGGCCUCCGCCAGCCCAGAAGUCUACGGAGAAGAAGGGGCUCAUUUUGAGAUUACCAUUCUGGGGACAACCUUCAGAUGAGAACUGCUUUGAGGAUGCAGUCUACUGGGAGGUGAGCUCUAUGGAUUUGUCCCCCUGAAGGAGGCCAGAGGCGUUCCCUUCCUACCUCCACCUGCAUCAGCUGGACUGGCCUGGGAGCCAGACACCAGGGGUGGGGGUCAGAGCCUGCAUCACCCUACCUCAUUGGGGAAGGCUACGUCUCAAGGAGUUGAAGACUUUUCCCUCCUGACCCCAGGGCUUGGAGUGGGUGGUGUGUACCUCUCUUUCUGCAACCCUGGGGUCGGGGGGUGACAGAAGCAAGCUCGGGGCUGCAGCUGGAGUUUACUCUUGUCCCUAAAGACUCAGUCAGCUUUAUGCUAGCAUAGGGGUCCCCAUGGUAUGGUGGCCAGCACCAUCAGCAUUGAAAACUAGUUAGAAGAGCCGAUUUUCACUGGCUGUAGUAACUCAUGACUAAUCCCCACACUGGGAGGCUGAAGCAGGACUGCUGGAGCCCAAGGGUUUGAGACUAGCUGGGCAACAUAGGGAGACCCUCUCUCUACAAGAAAAGUAGAAAAAUUAGCCAGAUGUAGUGGCAUGUGUCUGUAGUCCCAAUUACUCUGGAGGCUGAGGCAGGAGGAUCACUUGAGUCCAGGAGGUGGAGGCUAAAGUGAGCUAUGAUGGUGCCACUGCACUCCAGCCUGGGCAAUAGAACAAGACCCUUUAAGAAAGAAAGAGAAUAUUCUGGGCACGGUGGCUCAUGCUUGUAAUCCCAACACUUUGGGAGGCCGAGGUGGGUGGAUCACGAGGUCAGGAGUUCAAGACCAGUCUGAACAACAUGGUGAAACCCCGUCUCUGCUAAAAAUACAAAAAUCAGCCAGGCAUGGUGGCAUGUGCCUGUAAUCCCAGCUACUCAGGAGGCUGAGGCAGGAGAAUCUCUUGAACUGGGAAGGUGAAGGUUGCAGAGUCGAGAUCGCGCCACUGCACUCCAGCCUUUACAACAGGGUUAGACUCUGUCUCAAAAAAAAAAAGAGAGAGAGAAAGACCACCAGCCUGGGUUGGAAAUCACAGUGCAGUGCUCAGCUUCCAUCUCCAUAAGAACCACUUGGAGACCUUCCCAGACACCACCCCAGAGGUUCUGAUUCAGUAGGGCCCUGGACUGCAAGUGACAAGCUCCCAGGUGAUUCUGAUACAGAAACUGAAUUCUGGACUGGAUGUGGAGGCUCAUGCUUAUAAUCCCAGCACUUUGAAAAGCCAAAGCAGGCAAAUCCCUUGAGAUCAGGAGUUCGAGACCAGCCUGGCCAACACGUUGAAACCCUGUCUCUACUAAAAAUAAAAAAAUUAGCCAGGCUCACUGUCUCGUGCCUAUAAUUGCAGCUACCCAGGAGGCUGAGGCAGGAGAAAUGCUUGAACCCCAGGGGGUGGAGGUUGCAGUGAGCCAAUAUCUUGCCACUGCACUCUAGCCUGGGCAACAGAGCCAGACUCUGUCUCAUAAAAAAGAAAAAGAAAAAGAAAAACGGAGCUCUGCAACACUCCACCACUUCCAGGAGCUUGAGAAACGUUGUAGAUUUGAAAGUGGUGGAAUGUCGCAGAACUCAGUUUCCUUAAGAACAUGCAGCAGUCUGGGCUUUCUGUGACUUCAGGCUGGCCUCUCCCCAUGAAUCAUGAUUAGAGGUGCCUACCUGGCACUGGAUGAGGGUGAAUGGCAGGACUCCCCUCAUGCCUCCUGCACUGACUCCUUGUGACAAGCGUGAGGACCAGCCUUUGUCUAUAGCUCCUGGGACAAGGGACCACCCAUAAUGCCGUUCACUUGGCUCAGUCUUUUUAAAACCACACCAGAAGUUUUCAGGGUAAAUUUAAUAUCCACCACAAGCCAAUUUCAUGCACAUAAUGAAUGUCUCUUAAAUUCUUAAAAAUUUUGUAAUUUAAAAAUGACUAGAUACUCAUUAAAGAAAAUCCGGAAAUAGAGAAAAAUAGAAAUAUCAUCACCCUAUAUCAAGCAAUAUUAAUAUUUUCUGGUAUAUUUACUUCCUUUUCUUUGCACAGAUUUUUCUUAUGCAGUCCAGGUUGUAUUAUUCACCCAAUUUGGUAUCCUUCUCUUUCUCCUUACCUAUCAUAAGGAUUGUUCUGUGUUAUUACAUUCCCAAUAAACGUUUUCUCACGGCAUAAUUACUUCUAGUCCAUAUCUAAUGGUGAGAACUAAAACUAUUUUAGACACCACAAUUAGAAACCACACAGAUUUUACACUAAUGAAACACAUCAGAAAUGUUAUCAGUUCCCCAAAAUAGAAGUUCCCUCUUGGUUCUGUUUUGAUUUUUAUAAUUUAUUCCAAGUUCACACCUCUCAGCUCUGUACACCUUGAGCAGGACAGCUGUCCCCCAGUAACCUCUCAGGAUUGGCUGCUGGAUCCCUCACUGGGACGCUAAAGCCCCUGAUAGAAAUUGGCAUAGUAUUUGCAUAUAAGCCUCCAUGUCUCCUUCCAUAUGCUUUACAUAAUCUCCAGAUGACUUAUAAUACCUAACACAAUGUAAAUGUUGUAUUUUUUGUUGUAUUGUCAUUUUUUGUUGCUUUUUCUGAAUAUUUUCAACCUGCGGUAGGUGUAACCCACUGAUACAAAACCCAUGGUGUGGUGGGCUGGCUGCGGCUGGUUGGGAAUAAUGAAACUCUGUGCCAACGGAAGGAACAGCAUCAGACAGUCCCUGAGCCCCUGGAGGGUUUACCUUGGAAGUGAGGUGGCUUCUCAGAGGAUCGGGAUUGGACCAAUGUUCCCAGGAGGCAAGGCAGGGCUGAUCUGCUCCACUCACACUCCACCUCUCUACCCACUUCUGGCCUUCCCUGUACCUUCCCAACCCCCGUUUCGGACCUGCCUGCAGUUGACAGACCUUGCAUACUGCCUCUUACCUGACAUCUGGCCCUUACUGCUACUCAUCUUUUAAAAGUGGGUUCAGUACACCUUCUCAGCACCCCCAGGCUGGGUUAUAAGCCUCUCGUGUGCAAUUACAACUCUUACUGACUCUGGGUAUUUCACGGGAAUUCCUCACCAUUGCUCUAAUGGGGCAAGGACCCCAUCUCAUCCUUGCCACGCCCCAGAACCCAGGACAGUGCCUAGUAUGGGGUAGGGGCAGGACGCCUGUGUCGAAGGACCACCUUGCUCUCUGUGGCAUGUGAUCUGCAUAGCAAUCACAAGGUGGCGCUCACCACACACCAUUUACAGCUCCAGGAUAUUCUAGUUGCCAGGGACACCCUGCCUGGCCUGGGACGGGGUCCUCGGAGUUGCAUCCUCUCU